This is a messenger RNA of Aspergillus eucalypticola CBS 122712, 513 nucleotides long. RefSeq lists its product as uncharacterized. The transcript has a single exon. The record is from RefSeq and is a predicted model, not a curated record. Bases 1 to 513 code for a protein of 170 amino acids. Lineage: Eukaryota; Fungi; Ascomycota; Eurotiomycetes; Eurotiales; Aspergillaceae.
AUGGUUCGAGAGGAAGUCACCUGCUCGAGAUCUAUCUUGGGUAGAAUCGUCUCGCUUCAAAAGCACUCGAAGAGGUCUGAAGAAUCUUUGACGAGCGUCCGGCGACUGGAGCCAGCGAUCCAUAGGCCUCGUAUGCAGGACGUUUUCAACGCCUCUUGGGAAAAUAGCGGAGCAGACCCACCAUUGAGAGUUGGUAUGAGUUUGGAUAAAGCUGCAAUCGACCCAGAUUACCUGCGCGACAUGGGUUUUUCGCUACCUGGCUCUGUUGUCGACAGUGCGCUUGUAGCAGAUUUUGAUUAUUAUCAUACAGCCACUAGCCUGGGUCGUUCCACCGAGGGUUGUAGUUGCAGAUUAUGUGUCGCCGUUGACGCUGUGACCAGGCCACUGUUUGCUCGGAAUGCUGCCGUGGGGGACCUGGGGAAUCUUAUCGUCUCGGCAACAGUUUCCGUCGACUUGAGCUUGAACGCGAGAGCCACUGCAAGCGUGAAGGGUGUACCAGUCUCCAACGGGUAA